This is a messenger RNA of Phyllostomus discolor (pale spear-nosed bat), 8113 nucleotides long. RefSeq names its product homeodomain interacting protein kinase 1 (gene HIPK1). NCBI's taxonomy places the organism in Eukaryota, Metazoa, Chordata, Mammalia, Chiroptera, Phyllostomidae. The coding region runs from base 135 to 3389 and encodes 1084 amino acids. The transcript has 17 exons. Gene Ontology annotation, cellular component: nucleus; PML body; cytoplasm. The record is from RefSeq and is a predicted model, not a curated record. Gene Ontology annotation, biological process: peptidyl-threonine phosphorylation; intrinsic apoptotic signaling pathway in response to DNA damage by p53 class mediator; smoothened signaling pathway. Gene Ontology annotation, molecular function: protein tyrosine kinase activity; ATP binding; protein serine/threonine kinase activity.
GGCUCCGGGGGGCGGGGGCCGGGCCGGCUCGCGCGGGGUAUGAUGACCCGGCGGCGGGGCCCCGGAUCGCGUCUCCUCCGCCGCCUCCUCGCGGCGGCCCCAGCUCGCGGCUGAGAACCAGACACACCGGCGGUAUGGCAUCACAGCUGCAGGUGUUCUCCCCCCCAUCAGUGUCGUCCAGUGCCUUCUGCAGUGCGAAGAAACUGAAAAUAGAGCCCUCCGGCUGGGAUGUUUCUGGACAGAGCAGCAACGACAAAUAUUAUACCCACAGCAAAACCCUCCCAGCCGCACAAGGGCAAGCCAACUCCUCUCACCAGGUAGCAAAUUUCAGCAUCCCUGCUUAUGACCAGGGCCUCCUCCUCCCAGCCCCUGCCGUGGAGCACAUUGUGGUGACGGCGGCUGACAGCUCCGCCAGCGCCGCUACGUCGACCUUCCAGAGCAGCCAGACCCUGACCCACAGGAGCAACGUUUCUUUGCUUGAGCCAUAUCAAAAAUGCGGAUUGAAAAGAAAAAGUGAGGAAGUGGACAGCAACGGUAGCGUGCAGAUCAUAGAAGAACACCCCCCUCUCAUGCUGCAAAACAGGACUGUGGUGGGUGCUGCUGCCACGACCACCACUGUGACCACGAAGAGUAGCAGUUCCAGUGGAGAAGGGGAUUACCAGCUGGUCCAGCACGAGAUCCUUUGCUCUAUGACCAACAGCUACGAAGUCUUGGAGUUCCUGGGCCGGGGGACGUUCGGGCAGGUGGCUAAGUGCUGGAAGCGGAGCACCAAGGAAAUCGUGGCUAUUAAAAUCCUGAAGAACCACCCCUCCUAUGCCAGACAAGGACAGAUUGAAGUGAGCAUCCUUUCCCGCCUAAGCAGCGAAAAUGCUGAUGAGUAUAAUUUUGUGCGUUCUUACGAGUGCUUUCAGCAUAAGAAUCACACCUGCCUCGUGUUCGAGAUGCUGGAGCAGAACUUAUAUGAUUUUCUAAAGCAGAACAAGUUCAGCCCACUGCCACUCAAGUACAUCAGACCGAUCUUGCAGCAGGUGGCCACAGCCCUGAUGAAGCUCAAGAGCCUUGGUCUGAUUCAUGCCGACCUUAAGCCAGAAAACAUCAUGCUGGUCGAUCCAGUGCGCCAGCCCUACCGAGUGAAGGUCAUUGACUUUGGUUCUGCUAGUCACGUUUCCAAGGCUGUGUGCUCCACCUACUUACAGUCACGUUACUACAGAGCCCCUGAAAUCAUCCUUGGACUACCGUUUUGUGAAGCUAUUGAUAUGUGGUCAUUGGGCUGUGUGAUAGCUGAGCUGUUCCUGGGAUGGCCUCUUUACCCUGGUGCUUCAGAGUAUGACCAGAUUCGGUAUAUUUCACAAACACAAGGCCUGCCAGCUGAAUACCUUCUCAGCGCCGGGACAAAAACAACCAGGUUUUUCAACAGAGACCCCAAUUUGGGGUACCCCCUGUGGAGGCUUAAGACACCUGAAGAACAUGAGUUGGAGACUGGAAUCAAAUCAAAAGAAGCUCGAAAGUACAUUUUUAAUUGUUUAGAUGACAUGGCUCAGGUGAAUAUGUCUACAGACUUAGAAGGAACAGACAUGCUGGCCGAGAAGGCGGAUCGGAGAGAAUACAUUGACCUCUUAAAAAAAAUGCUAACGAUUGAUGCAGAUAAGAGAGUCACGCCCUUGAAAACCCUUAACCACCAGUUUGUGGCCAUGACUCACCUCCUGGACUUCCCACACAGCAAUCAUGUUAAGUCUUGUUUCCAGAACAUGGAGAUCUGCAAGCGGAGGGUUCACAUGUAUGAUACAGUGAGUCAGAUCAAGAGUCCCUUCACAACGCACGUCGCUCCAAAUACAAGCACAAAUCUCACCAUGAGCUUCAGCAACCAGCUGAACACCGUGCACAAUCAGGCCAGUGUUUUAGCUUCCAGUUCCACUGCAGCAGCUGCUACUCUGUCUCUGGCCAACUCCGACGUCUCCCUGCUGAACUACCAGUCGGCCUUGUACCCGUCCUCGGCAGCGCCGGUUCCUGGGGUGGCGCAGCAGAGCGUCUCCCUGCAGCCCGGGACCACCCAGAUCUGCACGCAGACCGAUCCGUUCCAACAGACCUUCAUUGUGUGUCCCCCUGCGUUUCAGACUGGACUACAAGCAACAACAAAGCACUCUGGAUUCCCUGUGAGGAUGGAUAACGCUGUGCCCAUCGUCCCGCAGGCACCAGCGGCUCAGCCACUGCAGAUACAGUCAGGAGUUCUCACGCAGGGAAGCUGUACACCAUUAAUGGUAGCAACUCUCCACCCUCAAGUAGCCACCAUCACACCGCAGUACGCGGUGCCCUUUACUCUGAGCUGCGCCGCCGGCCGCCCGGCGCUGGUUGAACAGACUGCUGCUGUACUGCAGGCUUGGCCCGGAGGAACCCAGCAAAUUCUCCUGCCUUCCGCUUGGCAACAGUUGCCGGGGGUGGCCCUGCACAACUCCGUCCAGCCCACCGCAGUGAUCCCAGAGGCCAUGGGCAGUGGCCAGCAGCUCGCAGACUGGAGGAAUGCCCACUCCCAUGGCAGCCAGUACAGCACGGUCAUGCAGCCGCCGUCCUUGCUCACCAGCCACGUGACCCUGGCCACCGCUCAGCCCCUGAACGUCGGCGUCGCCCAUGUCGUCCGACAGCAGCAGUCCAGCUCCCUGCCUGCGAAGAAGAACAAGCCGUCCGCGGCAGGCUCUUCCAAGUCUUCUCUGGAUGCUCUGCCUUCUCAAGUCUAUUCUCUGGUCGGGAGCAGUCCCCUCCGCUCCACAUCCUCCUAUAAUUCCCUGGUCCCUGUCCAGGACCAGCAUCAGCCAAUCAUCAUUCCAGACACUCCCAGCCCCCCUGUGAGUGUCAUCACUAUCCGCAGUGACACUGAUGAGGAAGAGGACAACAAAUACAAGCCCAGCAGCUCUGGCCUGAAGGCGAGGUCGAAUGUCAUCAGCUACGUCACUGUCAACGACUCUCCGGACUCCGACUCUUCCUUGAGCAGCCCCUAUUCUGCGGACGCCCUGAGUGCCCUCCGGGGCGAUAGCGGGUCCCUCCCGGAGGGCUCUGGCCGGGGCGGGGGUGACGGCACGGGCACUGGCACCCGCACCAUCAUUGUGCCCCCGCUGAAGACGCAGCCGGGCGACUGCACUGCGGCCACGCAGGCCUCGGGUCUCCUGAGCAGUAAGACCAAGCCGGUGGCCUCGGUGAGUGGGCAGUCAUCUGGAUGCUGCAUCACCCCCACGGGGUACCGAGCUCAGCGUGGGGGGGCCAGCGCAGCGCAGCCGCUCAACCUUAGCCAGGCUCCACAAUUCAAGAGGGAUAUGAAGAACUUAGAGGAGAACAAGAGAAAACAUGGCCGAGAAAGAAAGGUUAGGAAAAAUUCAGAUUCACUGACGCCAGAAUAGGAACCAGCAGUCGUCAUCAGCGCCAGCCCCGCAGGAGAGAAGCAGCAACCCUGCCCCCCGCAGGCAGCAGGCGUUUGUGGCCCCGCUCUCCCAGGCCCCCUACGCCUUCCAGCAUGGCAGCCCACUGCACUCGACGGGGCACCCACACCUGGCCCCGGCCCCUGCUCACUUGCCAAGCCAGCCUCACCUGUAUACAUACGCGGCCCCCACCUCCGCUGCCGCGCUGGGCUCCACCAGCUCCAUCGCUCAUCUCUUCUCCCCCCAGGGCUCCGCGCGGCACGCCGCAGCCUACACCACCCACCCCAGCACUCUGGUGCACCAGGUCCCUGUCAGUGUGGGGCCCAGCCUCCUCACCUCUGCCAGUGUGGCCCCCGCUCAGUAUCAGCACCAGUUUGCCACCCAGUCCUACAUUGGGUCAUCCCGGGGCUCAGCCAUCUACACUGGAUACCCACUGAGCCCUACCAAGAUCAGCCAGUAUUCCUACCUGUAGUUGGGGAGCCCCACAGCCACCUCUCCUGGCUCCGAGCUCUUCGCUGUGGGCCCCCAGAGCCUCUCCCUCACCGUCUCUGGAGACUCCUCAGCCGGCACCUUGCUCUGCAGGGGCCGCUGGAGCAGAAGCGUUUUCUCCGGGAACCUGUGUCGGUGUUGGCCGCCUCCCUGUAGCCUCCUGGUCCACCCUCCUUGUCACCCUUUGUCUUCGCGACAGCAGCUUGGUGUCCGGGAGAGUUCAGGUGCCCCUCUUCUGCCGUUCCCAAGGAGGAGGAUCCUUCUGAAGUCACCCUCCGAAAAAUAUUUUCUCUAUUUCUAUAAAUGCUUUUAAAAACAAGGGAAGCCCCUUUUAUUUAACGUUGUUUUGUCGUAGUUGCUGUUCAGAGGGAAAAUGCUGAUGGAAGGACUUGAAAUCGGGCAAUAAGUGAGAAAAGAAAAAUCAUUACUUUUUGCUGUUUAAGAACCAAGACUUAAAAUUGCCUACUUUAAGAGUAGCUCUCACAAGUCCUCAUUUUCCUAUCGGGCAUUUCUUCUCAAGAUUUUACUUUUGUUUGUGAGCUAUUUAAACUUACAAUGUUUUAGUUUUGUCCUCAUGUCACAUUAUACUCAAGGGUCAGUUGUUACUUCUGUGGAAUGCGUACUGCUCUGUGUUGUCGUUGGGGUUCUCCAGCCGCUCCUGUGUAGAUCACGAAGUAGUGUUGAAAAGGCAGCUCUCGCCUGCUGGUUCACUUGGUGCGAGAGACUGUUCCUGCCAUGAAAACACAGAACACCAGGUAUUCUUUUUAAGUGAGGCACCACGCAUUCUUUUAAAAUUAUUUUCUAAAAAGUCCUUCUCUGGUUCAGCUUAAAUUUUAUUAUGGAAAAGCCAUGCAGGUGGUUAUUAUUGUGUGGUGGUGGUGGUGGUGGUUUUAUUAUAUGCAAAAAUCUCUUUGUAUUAUGUGAUACUGGCAUUAAUGAGCUUUGCCUAAAGAUUAGUAUAGUAUGAAUUUUCAAUAACACACCUCUCUCUCUCCUCGCCUCCCCUCUCCCUUCUGUUCUCUGUGAUUUAUCUGGGGAGAAAGCUAAAGAAUCUGAAACCAGAUGAGAACAUUGUGUAUAGCUUUUAUACUUUAAAGUAGCUUCCUUUGUAUGCCAGCAGCAAAUUGAAUGCUCUCUUAUUAAGACUUAUACAAUAAGUGCAUGUAGGAAUUGCAAAAAUAUUUUAAAAUUUUAUUACUGAAUUUAAAAAUAUUUUAGAAGUUUUGUAAUGGUGGUGUUUUAAUAUUUUGCAUAAUUAAAUAUGUACAUAUUGAUUAGAAAAAUAUAACAAGCAAUUUUUCCUGCUAACCCAAGAUGUUAUUUGUGAUCAAAUGUGUAGUGAUUACACCUGAAUUGUGUAUUUAGUGUGUGUCUGACCCUCCAGUGUUACCCCGGAGAUGGCACUGAUGUCUCCAUUGUAUUUAAACCAAAAGGAACUGAUACUUGUUGGAAUGUAUGUGAACUAAUUGCAAUUAUAUUAGAGCAUAUUACUGUAGUGCUGAGUGAGCAGGGGCACUGCCUGCAAGGGGAGGAGACCCUUGGAAUCGUUUUGCACAGGUGUGUCUGGUGAGGAGUCGUUCAGUGUGUGUCUCUUCCCUCCCUCCUCCUCCUUCCCUUAUUGUAGUGCCUUAUAUGAUAAUGUAGUGGUGAUAGCGUUUACAGUGAGCUCGCCUUAGGAUGGACCAGCAGGCCCGGUGGGCCCUCCUCCGUUCGCUGGGGUUUGUCAGAACAGGACGAGUAGCCGUGUUGUGUCAGUGCGUUGUUCUCAGCUUCCCUGCCGAUGUUGAAAACCAGAAAUAGCAGCUUUCCUCCUUCUCCGCCAUUCUGCCCCCUUUGCGUUUUGGCGUCGCAGCCGAGUUCUCCCAGAGCCCUUGUCCCCGCGAGGCUCUCACGGCGCGUGGCUGCCCUGCUGCUGUGAGCGCCCGGGGAGCAGGUGGGGGGGGCGGGGCAAGCCAGGAUUUACUAGGCAUUUUGACUUUUUAAAAAGUAUGUGCAAUCACUUUGAGAAUGAGAUUCCCCCCCCUUUCCCCAUGUGGCAGUCCUUCCUGCAAAUAGCUGACAUUCCUAGUGAAAUAUUUGCCUGUCGAAAAAAACAUGUAACAGACGUGUCUAUACCAAAGAGCCUGUCGUACUGCUUCCCAUGUCCCCGUGCUGCCAGGGGUAGCGUUGUGAUGCCGCUGUGGCAGGGAACUCACAGAAAGGUUUCUUAGCUGGUGAAGAAUAUUAAGAAGGAACCAAAGCCAGCUGAGUCAUUGGGCUUUUUGAGGUUUCUUUUUUAACAACUAGUAUAUUCUUGGGGCCCUUCCAACUGUGAAAUCGUCCUUGUACUCUCAGCUCCUGCAUGGAUCUGGGUCAAGUAGAGGGUACUGGGGAUGGGGAUGUUCCUGCCCGUAAAAGAUUUGGGGGGAGAAGGUUGAUCUAAGAUGCAGUGUUCCAUCUGAACCGAGAGUGACAUACCGGAGGGAUAGUCUAGGACCGGUUCUUUGUGGAGAUGGUGCCAAGGAGGUGCAGGAUGGAGCUGGGAGACUGCGUGGGGGCCGGUCAGCGAGCUCUGCACCGGGUCGAACACCAAGGAGCUGUCAGGGUAUUUGGAGUUCUUCACUGUAAGGAGCAAGGGCUUCCAGGACGGGGCAGACCGCCAGUACAGCCUCCCAGGAACAUGUUGGUGUUUUCUGUGUGUUUUUAAAUCUUACGGAGUUGUGUUCUCAGCCCUGUGUUGGUCAGGACACCCACGCAGUUAGUAUAGUUCCUGUCGUUAGUGUUACACAGUGUUCUGGUCAGCACGUGUGAUCUCCGUGUCUCCUUUUUGCCAAGCACAUUCUGAUUUUCUUGCUCAAGGGCAGAUCUAGUUUCUAAUGGAAUCAUUUUUUUGUUCCUUAUCUUCCCUCUGCAAGGGUUAGGAAUUGCCGUUUUUCAAGAAACGAGAUGGGGGGAGGGGAAGCCCACAAAACACUCCACUCCUGUCCCCAAUCCAAUAGAUACAUACAUCAUUUAAGACGCAGAGGAAAAGACAAUACCAAGGUCUUCUAUUGUUACCUUAACCAUCUUGCUAGCAUUGUGUGGCUUUAAGGAUUUUAGAGAUUUUCAGUCUUAGUUUAAAAAUUGGCAUUUCAGAUUUACCAAGACAAAAAUCCACCCGUGUCUGCUGAAUGUGUGUGUGCACAGUGUGGCCCUGGACUCUGCGCCUGGGGCUCGCCAUCUCUGCCCCUGGCAGGACGGGAGAGGCCCUGGGAAUUCAGUGAGCAGCCGGCCUGGGCCACGGGGGCCGGGCCUCAGACCAGGUGAAGGCCCCAAGGCCUCUCGGGAGUUGCAUUUUCAGCUCCUGCCCUUCAGGGUGAGAGAGCAAGUAGGGGAAUGUGAAGAACAGCCACUCGAGGCUCAUCAGGACCCCGAUCACUGGAGUUUUUACUAGCUCCCACGAGGGGAUCCCACCGUCCGUGCUCAGCUGAGAGCCGGCCCCGGGGACAAGAACUGCAUGUCAGACCGCUCUGGCCCUCCACCGCCCUCCCUGAGGGGGCUGCGCCUGGCCACCCUUCGCCAGGCAAGCACAGCAACGGGUGCUGUAGUCAGCGUUAUUAUGCAAAACCCACUGGUCAUGAUGGUUUGCUUUAAGUUAGGAAACGAAAUUGCCUCUCAGUGACAGAUACGGCCCAAGCCUGCUUCCUGUUUCGGAUUUGUUUUUAACUGAUGGAUGGUGCAGCAUGUCUACAUGCUUGUUUGUUGCUGAACUUAUAUAACGUGUGGUUUCGAUUCAGCUCGAAAAAUAAUCUCACUACAUGUAGCAGUACAUUAUAUGUAAUGUUAGUAUUCCUGCUUUGAAUCCUUGAUAUUGCGAUGGAAUUCCAACUUUAUUAAAUGUAUUUGAUAUGCUAGUUAUUGUGUGCGAUUUACACUUCUUUUGCUUUUCCCCUUUUCUGGUUGUGCGCUUCCUUUUACAACAAGCCUCUAGAAGCAGUUUCUGAGAAUUACUGAGUUAUGUUUGUAAUGCAGAUGUACUUAGGGAGUAUGUAAAAUAAUCAUUUUAACAAAAUAAAUAGAUAUUUAAAAUUUAAUACUAACUACGGGAAAAGGGUCCAUUGUGUAAAACAUAGUUUAUCUUUGGAUUCAAUGUUUGUCUUUGGUUUUACAAAGUAGCUUGUAUUUUCAGUAUUUUCUAUAUAAUAUGGUAAAAUGUAGAGCAAUUGCGAUGCAUCAAUAAAAUGGGUAAAUUUUCUGAU